UGUUUAUGUUUUCAUAAACAACAGUUACUGUUUAAUAAUGGGUAGGAAAAAGAGUGAGCUACGUCAAUUUAUCACUCGCGUUCACCACAAAGAUGUCUGCAAAUUGUGUCACAAAGUAUUGUCCAAAAACAUCACAUGGAUUGGUGUACACUUCAGGAGACACUUCGAUGUAUUGCCCCUACAAUUAGUCCACAAACUCAAGGAGUACGAACAACAACACAAGACAUCCACAUAUCGGUGUGCCGUCAAAGACCCGACAACUUGGGAUACGGUAUACGUA
Molecule: messenger RNA, 280 nt
Organism: Oppiella nova
Lineage: Eukaryota; Metazoa; Arthropoda; Arachnida; Sarcoptiformes; Oppiidae
Source: the annotation of a GenBank genome assembly